CGAUUACUCUCCCUGAGCUGGGUAGGGCCUUGUCACUGGUAGAAGUGUAGUGUGCAUUUUUAGUACGCUAUCGCACCCCGUUUCUUGUUUUAGAUCUCUAUUACUGUAAUAAACAAUGGCAGACGACGAAUUAGAGGCAAUUAGGCGGCAAAGGAUGGCAGAGCUGCAGGCAAAACACGGGGAUGGUAAUAAUCAGCAAGGAGAGGAGGCCAAGCAAAGAGAAACUGAUAUGAGGAACUCUAUAUUGGCUCAAGUUCUAGACCAGUCUGCCCGUGGCAGAUUGAGCAAUCUUGCUUUGGUGAAGCCUGAGAAGGCAAAUGCAGUUGAAAACUAUCUCAUUCAAAUGGCUCGUUUUGGGAAAUUAGGAGGAAAGAUUUCAGAGUCAGGCUUGAUUGAGAUCCUAGAGAAAGUCAGUCAGCAAACAGAGAAAAAGACAACUGUCACAUUUAACAGACGGAGGGUGAUGGACUCAGAUGAUGAGGACGAUUAUUAACUUUGAACAGGAGCCCUGGAAGGAGCCAAGAAGUCAUGAGUUGAUGUGCUUCACUGGGACUCUGACUACAAAUUUGACUAGUGUGUUUCUGUUAGCAAGAUCCUGGGAUGCUACACUAGUUUCUUUGUGUCUGUGGAAACUACAUACCAAGACGGAAGAACAAGGACAUUAAGUUGAUAUUGAGGCAGGUGGUGGAGGGUAGAGCAGACACAGUGUCAAAGGUUUUCUUAUGCAACCUCUUUGUAAUGAAGUUGCUACAAAUUUGUACUGCUUGUGUUGUAUCCCUGACAGCUUAUGGCACUGUUUCACUCCUGACCUUCUCAGUAGUUACUCUUUUUUUUUCUUUAUUUUCACUAUGAUUGAUAUCUGUUCUUCAAACACAAGAAACUAGACAAAAUCUUAAACAUACUGCUGCUGGUGCAUAUUAUCUAGACUGUUCUUUGAAUGAAAUGCAUUGUUUUCUAUUCAGGACUAACAUCCCAUUAGGUCAGGAUGUUGUUCUUGGAUAUUUUGUUGUUGCUGAAAUGUAUCAUAAAGGUUUACAUAAAAAAAAUAAAAAAGCCUUAAAUUCAAAUGUUGGUUUUCUACUUGACAAUUUCUAAAAUGAUUCUUUAUCAUCUUAAUGAAAGCUCAGCCCUUGCGAAAGGGUUCCAUUUGGGAUUUUACACAAAUUUAUUCCAUUUAGUUGAACAGAACACUUUGCAGCAUCAAUACACAGUAUCCUCACCACCAUAGGAAAAACAGAUUUUUUGCUUCUGUAUGGAUGAUUUGCUAUUUUUUGCUCGCAGGCUGACAUUUUGAAUUUAAUUUCAGAAGGAACAGUUAACAAAUUGCAAAAUGUAUCCAACUACUUUUUCAAUAAAAUGCAUGGAGAAAUGUGA
This is a messenger RNA of Amphiprion ocellaris (clown anemonefish), 1374 nucleotides long. It is a transcript of the gene pdcd5, whose product is annotated as programmed cell death 5. Gene Ontology annotation, cellular component: nucleus; cytosol. The transcript is spliced from 6 exons. The record is from RefSeq and is a predicted model, not a curated record. The coding region runs from base 116 to 493 and encodes 125 amino acids. Gene Ontology annotation, molecular function: DNA binding. NCBI's taxonomy places the organism in Eukaryota, Metazoa, Chordata, Actinopteri, Pomacentridae.